ACUUUCAACUCUUGUUUCAGAGAGAGAGAGGACAAAGCCAAAGCCAGAGCCAAAACCAGAACCAAAGCUAAAGCCAUUUGUUGCGAAGAAGAAGAACAGUAAACCAGUUGUCUUUGUAGAAUUAAAAUCUCGAAGACAAACCCAAAUUCCAUUUUUCUUUCCUUUUUUUUCCUUUCAUUUCUUUGACUCUCCCUGAUGAAAGUCAAUUUAUAGAUUGCAGACGAGAAAGGAAUAAAUAAGAAGAUAUCCACAUAUCCAUUUCCUUUCCAUUUCAAUUCUCCUAGAAAAUCCAAAAAAACCUAAUUUUGCGUGCAGAGAUAGAGAAGUUAGGUAGAGAGAUAUAGCAUAUAGGGAGAUUUGGGUUUCGUUUAGUUUGUUUAUUUUUUUUUCAUUUAUUUUUGGUUUGAUUACCAUGGCUGCUGUUGCGGAGAAUGCGAUUGGUUCGGAUGAUCAGUUCAUCCAUCAUCGCGCUUCCUCGACUGCUGCUGCUGCUCCGGCGUCUGAGUUUCAACGAGACGUUCGGCAGCUCGUUGAUUUGCUCUCGAAAUUGAACCCGUCGGCCAAAGAAUUCUUCCCGUCUUCUUACUCGCCCGAUCGUCUGUCACAUUCUCAAUCGCCGCCCAAUAAUUUAUCUGGGGUGAUUAAGGAUUUUAGUGAUGAUGGGAAUUCUAAUUACCGGAGGAAAAAGAACGACUACAGUCAGGGUAAGAGGAGGUUGAAUGGGAGGACGCUUAGAGCUCAGAGAGAAGAUAGCAUUAGGCGAACUGUAUAUGUUUCUGAUAUUGAUCAGCACGUCACCGAAGAACGACUUGCGGCAUUGUUUACUACUUGUGGACAGGUAGUUGAUUGCCGUGUUUGUGGCGAUCCCCAUUCGGUUCUUCGCUUUGCAUUUAUAGAGUUUGCUGAUGAGCAAGGUGCAAGGGCAGCUCUGAACCUUGCUGGGACAAUGCUAGGAUACUAUCCUGUCAGGGUUUUACCUUCAAAAACUGCUAUCCUGCCUGUGAAUCCUACAUUCCUUCCCAGGUCAGAAGAUGAACGGGAAAUGUGCGCCCGGACAGUCUAUUGUACAAAUAUUGACAAGAAGGUUUCUCAAACUGAUGUAAAGAACUUCUUUGAAUCAAUUUGUGGUGAGGUUUCUCGCCUGAGGCUUUUGGGGGAUAAUGUUCAUUCAACACGCAUAGCAUUUGUUGAGUUUGCUGUGGCAGAAAGCGCUAUUGUUGCACUAAAUUGCAGUGGGUUGCUUUUGGGAUCCCUCCCUAUUAGAGUUAGUCCUUCAAAAACACCAGUGAGGCCUCGAGUUCCUCGGGCAACAAUGCACUAACAAAUGACAAGGUGGGAUCAAGAUUUAUGCGUAAAUUGUUGUGUUCCCUGGAGAGAGAGAGAGAGAGAGAGAGAGAGAGAUGGUAUGUUGUGUUGAAGGGGUGGUGAAACUUCAUUUUUUCAGUAUAUAACCAUCUUUUCGUGGCAACAUUUCCUGCAUCCAAACCUUCAAGCUUUCAAGUUGUAACAGAGUUGGCUUGUUCUAGCUUUCAAUGUUCAUAUUGUUUUUUCUUUUGUUUUUUUUUUUUCACGUCUCUAAUUGACUUUUGGAGUGCUUGAUUCAGUUAAUAGAAGAGGCAAUGUUUGCAAGAGAACAAUCUUGCUAUCAUA
Messenger RNA from Nelumbo nucifera (sacred lotus), 1650 nucleotides. Its product is annotated as polyadenylate-binding protein-interacting protein 9-like. Lineage: Eukaryota; Viridiplantae; Streptophyta; Magnoliopsida; Proteales; Nelumbonaceae. Gene Ontology annotation, molecular function: RNA binding. The record is from RefSeq and is a predicted model, not a curated record.